GCAAAGUUCAUUAACACAAGCAAGCAUUUCAGCAAGCCACCUUUCCACCUUUGUUAUUGAAGGAAGACACUCCUAAGGGAAAAAAAGCUCAGCCAUGGAGGAGAAGAGUAACAAGCAAGACUCCAUCGCAAUGCGCGUGAAGGCAUGCCGGACAAACAACGGGUUUGUCCAAAAUGAAGACAACCUGGAUAUGGACCCUGGUCCGGGCAGCCCAGGGGACAGCCCGCAGCCCAGGGCGGUGGGCAUCCUUGACCCCGGAGAGUCCGACUGGAAGGUCGUUCGGCCCUACGCGGGGAUGCCCAAGGAGGUGCUGUUCCAGUUCUCGCGCCAGCCUCGCUACCGGGUGCCCCGCGAGGUCCUCUUCUGGCUCACUGUGGCUUCUGUGCUCACGCUCGUCGCGGCCACCAUAGCCAUCAUCGCCAUCUCGCCCAAGUGCCUGGACUGGUGGCAGGCGGGGCCCAUGUACCAGAUCUACCCGCGAUCUUUUAAAGACAGCAACGGCGAUGGGAACGGAGAUCUAAAAGGUAUUCAGGAUAAGCUGGACUACAUCACAACUUUAAAUAUAAAAACUCUUUGGAUCACUUCAUUUUAUAAAUCACCCCUUAAAGAUUUCCGACAUGGCGUUGAAGAUUUCCGAGAAAUCGAUCCCAUUUUUGGAACUAUGAAAGAUUUUGAGAAUCUAGUUGCAGCCAUACACGAUAAAGGUUUGAAAUUAAUCAUUGAUUUCAUACCAAACCACACAAGUGACAAACAUGCCUGGUUUCAGUUGAGUCGGAAGCAGGAAGGGAAAUAUGCCGAUUAUUAUAUCUGGCACAACUGUACCCUGGCAAAUGGCAUAGUCAUACCACCCAACAACUGGUUAAGUGUAUACGGAGACUCCAGUUGGCACUUUGAUGAAGUACGAAAACAAUGCUAUUUUCACCAAUUUAAGAAAGAACAACCUGAUUUAAAUUUCCGCAAUCCUGAUGUUCAAGAAGAAAUGAAAGAACUUAUACAGUUCUGGCUUGCAAAGGGCGUGGAUGGUUUUAGUUUCGAUGCUGUUAAAUUUCUUCUAGAAGCACAACAUCUGAGAGACGAGAUCCAAGUGAAUAAGAACCAACCCCCGGACACAGUCACACAGUAUUCAGAGCUGUACCACGACUUCACCACUACACAAGUGGGGAUGCAUGACGUAGUCCGCAGCUUCCGGCAGACCUUGGACAAAUAUAGCACAGAGCCUGGAAGAUACAGGUUCAUGGGGACUGAAGCCUAUGGAGAGAGCAUUGACAAGACCAUGAUGUACUAUGGGUUGCCUUUUAUCCAAGAAGCAGAUUUUCCCAUCAACAGUUACCUCAGCAUGGUCGACUCUCCUGGAAACAAUGUGUCUAAAGUUAUCACAUCCUGGAUGGAAAAUAUGCCAGAAGGAAAAUGGCCUAAUUGGAUGAUUGGCGGACCAGACAGUACCCGGCUGACUUCUCGUUUGGGGAAAGACUAUGUCAACAUCAUGAACAUGCUUCUCUUCACACUCCCUGGAACUCCCAUAACUUACUAUGGGGAAGAAAUAGGAAUGGGAAAUAUCGAACCCAUAAAGCUCAACGAAAGCUAUGAUGGUAAUACACUUUUUUCAAAGUCACCGAUGCAGUGGGACAACAGUUCAAAUGCUGGCUUUUCUGAAGGCAAUCACACCUGGUUACCCACUUCAGAUUACCACACUGUGAAUGUUGAUGUACAAAAGAGUCAGUCCACAUCAGCACUGAAUUUAUAUCAAGAAUUGAGUUUGCUUCGUGCUAAUGAGCUACUCCUUAACAGGGGCUGGUUUUGCUACUUGAGGAAUGACUAUGACUCUGUCAUGUACACGAGAGAGUUCGAUGGCAUAGACACAGUCUUUCUUGUGGUUCUGAAUUUUGGAGAAUAUUCACUGUUAAAUCUAAAGGAAAUUAUUUCAAAUAUUCCCACGCAAGUGAAGAUAAGAUUAAGUACCAAUCCUGACCACAAAGGCACUGUAGUUGAGACGCCUGCCGUCAAACUGAACAAGGGAGAGGGACUCAUUCUUGAAUACAAGACGAAGAACCCCCUUCAUGGCCAAACGGCUUUCAGAGACAGAUGUUUUGUUUCCAAUUGGGCAUGCUAUUCCAGUGUGUUCAACAUACUGUACAGCUCGUGUUAGGCACCUCUACAAAAAAGAUGAAGACACUGGAGUCCUCUCCUAUUACAGGCAUUUGCAGUAACUUCAUGUGUAACAUGCUGCUGGGUAAACUUUAUGAAUAGUCAUUCUUAGAUGUUUCUGUAGCUUGAAUGUAACUGCUUUAGGUAAGGUUCGGAAAUGUUUUUACAAAGAAUAUUAAAAUCUUCAACAGAAAAUUAUUACCUGGAAGAACUUGUAACUUUUUUGAGAUAGCAUCAAUAAGAGAUGAGCAGAAUGCCUUAGGACCCAGGUUAGUUGGAUGGAUUUUAACGUGAAGAAUGUUCUUUUUUCCAUAAAAUGCAUAAAAUGGAAGAUCACUUAUUUUGACACUUCAGUAAAAGUGUCAAAAAUGUUUACUAGCCAAGAAGCAGGACUUUGAUUUGUAAACUGUUCAAAAGAAAUCUAAGUAAAACAGACAAAAACAAUGGGGUAGGGGGCGAGUCAGCUGUCACCAAUCCUUUUCCACAUCCUCCUCACCCCCUACUCCACAUCCUCCCAAGGAGCAUGAUUUGAAAUGUUCAGGGACAUAUGCAUCAAAGCAGAGAACAGUAUAAGCAGGUGAGACCCACUCCACACAAACUCUAGAUGGAUGAAUAGAGAAGCAGAUUUAAAAAAAUUAUUUACCGACCUCAAAAAAAAUCUCACUUUUGCUAACUCAACUGGACAAAAAACUGAAAUAUUUCGGUGUAUUUCUAAUUCCUCUUGAAUGCAGCAUUUCAGAAUUUUAAAUAUUUCUUAAGAUUCUCGAAAACACUGGUGCUGUCAAGUCCAAGUUCCUCAUACAGGAAUUUAAUUUGGGCUGUAAUCUAAAAGAAACAUGUUAAAAAAAAAUUUUAGACAGAAGGCCUUUGUGGUAAAAGCCCAAUGUUUCUGUCUCUCUUUGCCUAUCAAUCUUAACUGUGAAGUCAGCCAUUGUGGCAAGGGAACUUUUAUUUGGGACAGGCAGAAGGUUCCCAAAAAUUUUCAAUUACUUUCUGUAACAAAGCUCAAUUUUCAAGUACAGAGAGCCUUUUCUCUCAACUGACUCAGUGUUCCUCCCACCCCCGUUGGGUCUCAGCCUCAGACCUGCCGCUGGGAAAUAGCUGUCAUAAAUCCUGUGCUGGGAAGUAGCUGUCAUAAAUCCUAUCGCAACCACUGAAACAUGGAGCGUGGAGCACUACACUUCUCUGCCUGGGGAUCUGUUGCCUGAGAGAGGCUUGAUACGUACCUUUUUGUGAGAAUCCUCAAUUACAUGAUUGCCUCCAGGCUGAACAUCUAAAACAAUAUUGGGGGCCUGAUAGCCUGAAAGAGUUAACAUAUGAAACCAUCAGAAGGCUUUUGGCUAAUUGAGACCCACUUCUCCCCUCUCCUUCCACUUUGUUAAAAUAUAGGCAAAAACCACCGCCACCAUCAAAGAGAGUGCCUGGGGCAAGCAGUAGAAGAUAAAUUUCUGAGAUAGGGAAAGCAGGAGGAGGGCCAGAAAUAAGGAAGUUGCAUGGAAGUCUGUAGGGCCAAGCGAAAAAGGUGGUGACAUACCAGGGAGCCAUUUGGGCCUGUGGAACCCGGUAGUCUUGUGACCUGGAAACACUAACUACAGCGCUGGGUGAGAAUGAGACAAGGAACUGAUUACAAAGCUUGGAUGUGGGUCCCUCCCACCCAUGAGCCCAGAAGGCCUUGGCAUGUCAGGGCGAGGAAAAAAGAGAGACCAUGGCCUUAUAAGGGCCUACCAUGGUGAGCCACUAAAAUGAAACGCAAAAGGAGUAUGAGGAGAGGUGGUGCUUAAAGGCAUUUGGGUUUUCUAAGCAGAAACAAUCUAAAGUACUACUAAAUCCAGGCAGAAAAUCCUGGAAAAAGUUUUAUUUCCAUGACAAUAUUUCAAACUAAGGGAAAAGAAAUCUUUGCUUUGUAAUUUUUAUUUCCUUCAGGGCUAAGGAAUCUGCCAAACAGGAAUGUCUGUUAGAUCAAAAGGUUCUGAAGCAAAAACACUUGGAUGAUCGUCUGCGA
Messenger RNA from Talpa occidentalis (Iberian mole), 4147 nucleotides. RefSeq names its product solute carrier family 3 member 1 (gene SLC3A1). Gene Ontology annotation, biological process: carbohydrate metabolic process; amino acid transport. Lineage: Eukaryota; Metazoa; Chordata; Mammalia; Eulipotyphla; Talpidae. The record is from RefSeq and is a predicted model, not a curated record.